Molecule: messenger RNA, 873 nt
Organism: Prorocentrum cordatum
Lineage: Eukaryota; Dinophyceae; Prorocentrales; Prorocentraceae
Source: the annotation of a GenBank genome assembly
AGGAAGAGGAGCUCGUUCAGCUCAACGAGAAGAUACACGUUCUCCACCAUGGCCCAGAUGCUGAUUUGAGCGAGGUGAGGAGGAAGUAUCAGGAACUCUUCCGCGAGCAGCUUGACCCGAACGGCAAGCCCGUCCCGUACGAGACGUUCCGGCGGUAUUUACGGGAUAUGCUCGAUGGCCUCGACCCAGAUCCUGAGUCGCAGGAGCUGAUCCUUGAGCAGUUCAUCGAAGAGGCACGCUCUGGCAGGCGGGCCUUCGCCAUCCCGGCCCUGUCGAGGGAGUCCGACCUGAAGGUCGUGAGCUCCCCGGCCUCGGCCACCGCCACCUCUGCCAAUGCGUCCGGCACGGACACCGAGGACACGGAGCUGUCCUGGAACCCGAACCUCUUCGUCCACGAGGUGGAGCAGGAGAACGCUGACGGGGUCGCAGUCCCCCGCUCGGUCCUAGUUGAUUUUGCAGGCCGCAGGCCGCCGCCGUCGAUGGCGAGGAAGGCCUCUGCCGGCGAGUGGCGCGACGCCAGGCCGAUCGACGUGGUGCUGCAAGAGACCGGGCUCCAUGGGCAGCUCGGCUGGGAGGGACUCUGAGGCCCUCCGAGCAAGCCUGGCUCGCGGCCAGAGGCCCCCCCUGCGCCGGGGAAUCGUCCCGCGCCCCGCCCGAUCGGGUGCGUCGAAAGAUGCACUUCUCCAUCGCCUUUGGGGGCGCGGGCUUUGCACUUUAGGGUUGGGGCCACUUCACAGGGGGCCACUUCUGCUGACAAUGAAUCUGCUGUAGGAGACCCAUGUAGGAACUUUUUCGGCGCGCUGGUUUUUACCACCAGCGCACCAAGCGCUCCCUGUCCCUGGGGGAGGAGGCGGGAGGGAGGAGGAUGAGGAG